This is a messenger RNA of Notechis scutatus (mainland tiger snake), 3680 nucleotides long. The record is from RefSeq and is a predicted model, not a curated record. Lineage: Eukaryota; Metazoa; Chordata; Lepidosauria; Squamata; Elapidae.
CGCAGUAGGGGGCGGUUCGCCAUGCGGGCUCUCCCGGCCGGGCGGUAAGAUGUAGAGGGCAGCGGGGUGAACCGAUGCUGAAGCUGCAAGGGACGCUGCUGUGGGGCAAAGGGAGCCUCCGUGUUGGGAUGAGAUGCUACUCGACCAGGGUGAAAGAAGAAAGCAGGAAACUAUGGUUACAUGAGCAGGUGGAGCUGUUGGAAGUGUUGGAAGCUAGAGUGAAGCAACUCCGGGCUGAUAAUGAAUCGGACAUCCUAAAGCCCAAGAUCCAAGUAUGCCAGAUCAAGAAAUUCAAUUACUUUCCGGGUGCCCAGGUGCAGAAGACCUCGGCACCCCAAACGGCUCAGGGCAAGCCCAUCCCAACCCGGACCAUCCAACCAAAUGCUUGGAAGGCCAAAGUGAAGAUGGAAAAACAAGCCAGUAAAAUGAAGCGUUGGGACUUGAGUAGCAGAAUGUUAGAAACGAUUAUCUCCUCUAACACUCUGGUGGAAAAAGCAGUUAAGUGCUCCCCGAAAUCUGUCAGCAAAACUACAGCGGAUGGCUCCGAGGCACAGUCGGACUCCAAAAUCGUCUUGACAGGGAUCCAGGUCUGGGACAGAAAUCAGCCUCCUGUUUCCUCGGCUGUCCAGGCUGUGCCGAUGCUUAACGGGAGGGUGCUUCCAGAAAUGAAAGUCUUCCAGGACGAUAUUCGGAUGACCAUUUUAGCCUACAUGGACACUUCCCUGUACAAAGGCCAGAAGAGGAAAGCCUUAAAGUGUUUGUUAUAUUUCCACAAUACCCGGGGGCUGAAGAAGUUUCUAACUACACAGAUGUUCAGUCUCCUCAUGUGUCAUUAUGCCAAGCAGGGUGCGCUUAAGAAAAUUGGCUGGCUGUUUUCCAUGCUGGAGGAAAAUAACCUGAAGCCGAAUCAGGAUUGUUAUAUGGCUGUGCUAAAUUGCAUGGGUCGAAACCAAACCCAGCCCCAUAUCACUUUAAGAUGUACGGUUUUCAGCAUGCCAGCCCUUGGGGAAUGCGUCAGCAUUUUAGCGAAGGAUCUGGGUACCAGAAUCUACAAUAAAUACACCAUUCAGAGAAAAAGUUUAACCAUUUCAGCAGAAAAUUUUGAGAAGACCUAUGAUAGCUACGUCAAACUUUUGGCCAAGGAUAAUCAGGUGAAUGGUUUUUUGCCACGGGAAUAUUGGGAGAAGCUGAGGGCAGAGGUGGGUUAUAGUCCUUCCUUGAUAUCCAAGCAAGCCCUCUGGCCCCCAAGCCUGUUGGUUCAGCUGGGUUUUCAGCUGAUAGAACUGAUGGUCCAAACUCUGAAGCUGGACAACAGCCUGCUGCCUUCGCUCCCUAAGAACUCCGUCAUUCCUGUCCUGUAUCACGUCUAUUCUUUCCGCGGAACCAAGCAGAUCGGUUUCAUAAAACCUCACUCCAUCCUGAUCCGGAUUCUUCAGGAGGCUUUGGAGACGACGCUCACCUUCGACUCCUUCAUCCUCCCCAUGCAGUGCCCGCCCGUGCCCUGGGUCUCUUCCCACUUCGGGGCCUACACUCUUUCCCCCGUCAAGCUGAUGCGAUGCCAAGACGGGGUGGUCCAGCACGAGCUGCUUUUGGACGAGUGCCCUCACGACCACCUCUGCUUGGCCCUGGAUGCGCUGAACUUUCUGGGCAACUGCCCUUGGAAAGUCAACCAGCCCGUGUUGGACGUGAUCAUCUCCAUCUUCAACGAUAAGGGCGAUGAGAAGUUGGACAUCCCUCCGCCGCCAUCUUGGGAGGCCAAAGAGCUCGCCAAGCAGCUGGCCGAGAGUGCGCCCAUGUCCCGGAUGGCUCUGAAAUGGAAGAUGGCCCAGUGCCGUAAGAAGAACCGGGAGACCUACAGCCUGCGGAUGGACAUGCUCUAUAAGCUGUCCAUCGCCAAGCACAUAAAAGAUGAGGUUUUCUGGUUCCCCCACAACCUGGAUUUCCGUGGGAGAACCUACCCGUGCCCCCCUCACUUCAACCACCUGGGGGGCGACUUCACCCGGGGGAUUCUCCUCUUUGCGGAGGGGAAGCCGCUCGGACCCAAAGGCCUGGAUUGGCUGAAGAUCCACCUGGUCAACCUGACAGGGCUGAGGAAGAGGAACUCUCUGAAGGAGAGGUUGGCCUACGCCAAUCAGAUCAUGCCCGACAUCUUGGAUUCGGCAGACCAUCCGUUAACGAUUUCCUCUCCUCAGGAUGGUUCAUGCAAUGGGCUUCAGCACUACGCUGCGCUUGGGCGCGACGUGCUUGGUGCCUACUCCGUCAAUCUCGCCCCGUCUGAAGUUCCUCAGGACGUCUACACUUCAGUGGCUCACCAGGUGGAGAUAGCUCGGAAGGAAGAUGCAGCAAAUGGAAUCAAAAUUGCUCGGGUCCUGGAUGGCUAUGUAACUCGGAAGGUGGUGAAGCAGACUGUAAUGACGGUUGUGUAUGGAGUCACCCAAUAUGGGGGGCGCCUCCAGAUAGAAAAACAGCUCAAGGAGAUUGAAGACUUCCCAAAGGAGGAUGUUUGGCAGGCUUCAAAGUAUCUCGUCCAGCGAGUCUUUCAAAGCCUUACCAAAAUGUUUUCCGGGUCUCGGGAAAUUCAGAACUGGCUGACCGAAAGCGCCUGGCUGAUUUCCAAGACGGGCCAGACGGUGGAGUGGGUGACCCCGCUAGGGCUGCCCAUCAUUCAGCCUUACCAUAACAAGAAAUCCAUGUCGAUAAAAGGUGACUUGCAGAGCCUCCGCUUAAAAUCCAACUACAAUGUGGACCAGAAGCCAAACGUAAGAAAGCAGAAAAAUGCCUUCCCACCCAACUUCAUCCAUUCUCUGGAUUCCAGCCACAUGAUGUUGACGGCUCUGCAUUGUCAAAAGUUCUACUGGGACUUCACAAUGUUGCUUUUCAUGGUGGGCAACCUGAUCAUCAUUCCUGUCGGCAUCACCUUCUUCAAAGAGGAGACCACGGCGCCCUGGAUCGUCUUCAACGUGGUGUCGGACACCUUCUUCCUGAUGGACCUGGUGAUGAACUUCCGGACAGGCAUCGUCAUUGAGGACAACACGGAGAUCAUCCUGGAUCCCGAGCGGAUCAAGAAGAAGUACCUGAAGACCUGGUUUGUGGUGGACUUUGUCUCCUCUAUUCCGGUGGAUUAUAUCUUCCUCAUUGUGGAGAAGGGCAUGGAUUCCGAGAUGUACAAGACUGCUCGCGCCUUGCGCAUCGUCCGCUUCACCAAAAUUUUGAGUCUCCUGCGGCUUCUACGCCUCUCCCGUCUAAUCCGGUACAUUCACCAAUGGGAAGAGACUGUUGAAGCAUCCACGUGGUCAUGUGUCAUGGCCCUGUUGGUGCCUGAAUCCACAGAGGAGGAAGAGCUGGGGCUGACGGAGGUCGAGGGGUUGGCCUCGUUGGCUUUGGAGGAACGUGGGAAGGAGCAGGAGGAGGGACCCCUCAGGCAUGGGACAGAACGGAAGAAUGAGGGCAGGACAACCGAGAGAAAGGGGAAGAGAGGGCAGGCGGUGGAGAUGAGGAGCAACGGAGCUCAGGCGACAAACAAGGACCACCCCCUCCUGAUCCCUGAGCACGGAGAGUGGAGAGGAGACAGGAACAGCACAGGCCGACCCGACAACUCAGGAGGAGAGCGCCCCGCCCCUCUUCACAAGGCACACCUGUGCACUGAGACUUUAAGGAGACGCUGUGGGGAAAGGCAUUGA